Messenger RNA from Aspergillus japonicus CBS 114.51, 3320 nucleotides. Its product is annotated as cleavage polyadenylation factor subunit CFT2. Bases 154 to 3213 code for a protein of 1019 amino acids. Lineage: Eukaryota; Fungi; Ascomycota; Eurotiomycetes; Eurotiales; Aspergillaceae. Gene Ontology annotation, biological process: mRNA 3'-end processing by stem-loop binding and cleavage. Gene Ontology annotation, molecular function: RNA binding. The record is from RefSeq and is a predicted model, not a curated record. The transcript has 3 exons. Gene Ontology annotation, cellular component: mRNA cleavage and polyadenylation specificity factor complex.
GCACCAGGUCCAGAAUCCUGCGCCAGACUGUCUCUCUCAUUAACCUCUCGUAUCGAUGACUUGAUUGGAGCAUCUUGCCGUCCUCGCGACACUACCAUCUCACUUAUACAGCCAAAGCUCUCCCCAGGGAGCGCGUGACGAAAUCCGGUCAAGAUGUUCACCUUCACUCCUUUGCUCGGUGCUCAGUCAUCCGCAUCGAAGGCAUCGCAGUCGCUGUUGGAGCUUGAAGGUGGGAUAAAAAUCCUUGUGGAUGUCGGUUGGGAUGACACCUUCAAUACCCUUGACCUGCAGGAGCUGGAAAGACAUGUUCCUACAUUGUCGUUGAUCCUCCUAACCCACGCGACUCCCGCACACAUCGGUGCCUAUGUCCACUGCUGCGCGACCAUUCCUUCGUUCACUAAGAUCCCGGUCUACGCCACGAGUCCCGUCGUUGCCCUCGGUCGCACGCUUCUUCAAGACCUAUAUGCAUCCUCGCCUCUGGCUGCGACAUUUUUACCCGAAACCUCGAUCUCGGACCCCGGAGCAUCCACUUCCGCCGCGUCGGCCGCAGCAUCCGUCGACGAAGGCGACGAAAGCCCUGAGGCUACACACGCAGGCCGCAUCUUGCUCCAACCCCCUACCGCCGAAGACAUCGCGCUCUACUUUUCGCGGAUCCAUCAAUUGAAAUACUCGCAACCUCACCAACCGCUCCGUUCUCCUUGGUCCCCGCCUCUGGACGGUCUGACCUUGACUGCUUACAAUGCUGGACACACCGUGGGUGGUACGAUAUGGCAUAUCCAGCAUGGGCUGGAAUCCAUCGUCUACGCGGUCGACUGGAAUCAGGCCCGCGAGAGCGUUGUGGCGGGAGCGGCGUGGUUCGGCGGCUCGGGGGCAAGCGGGACGGAGGUUAUCGAGCAGCUGCGCAAGCCAACGGCGCUUAUAUGUAGUACCCGUGGAGGCGAGAAGUUUGCUCUCCCUGGCGGACGGAAGAAGCGCGACGACCUGCUCCUCGACAUGAUUCGGAGCACGGUCGCCAAGGGCGGCACGGUUUUGAUCCCGACGGAUACUAGUGCUCGUGUUCUGGAGCUGGUCUAUGCGCUGGAGCACGCCUGGCGCGAUGCAGCGGGCUCUGGUCAGGGUGACGAUGUGCUGCGAACGGCAGGAUUGUAUAUGGCGGGCAAGAAGGCCAAGACAACCAUGAGACUUGCAAGGAGUAUGCUGGAAUGGAUGGAUGAGAACAUUGUACGCGAAUUCGAAGCUGCGGAAGGCGCGGAUGCGACAGCGCAGUCGAACAACGACGGUCCGCGGUCCGGGGGACAAAACAAGACGGAAGGCAAAGGGCUGGGGCCGUUCACCUUCAAGCACCUCAAGAUCAUCGAAAAAAGGAAGCGACUCGAGAAGAUCCUCACCGACCAGACCCCCAAGGUAAUCCUGGCCUCUGAUGCGUCGCUCGAUUGGGGAUUCGCAAAGGAGUCGCUCCGUCUGGUAGCCGAGGGCACCAACAACCUGCUGCUUCUCACCGAGCCUCUACACAAGGAGAAAGUUUCCAAUCAUCAUCGGGAGAGCCGUCACAAAAAGACUCUUAGCAGCAUGAUCUGGGAAUGGUACGAAGAAAGAAAGGAUGGAGUUGCACUUGAGAAGGCCGCGGACGGCGAGAUGCUGGAGCAGGUGCACAGUGGUGGAAGAGAGCUCUCAUGGUCUGAGGUGCGCCGUGCGCCUCUCGAUGCUGGUGACCAAAUGCUUUACCAACAGUACCUCGCUACAAAACGAGAGCUGGAAGAUGCCUCUCAGACAGCAGGGCAGGAGAACGCCGACCCUACCGCGGACGUUGAUGACCAAUCUAGUUCGACAUCUGAAGACUCGGAGACCGAGCAGCAGGGAAAGGUGUUGACCCUGGUCACCACCUUAGCUCAUGGUAACCGCAACAAGCUCGGGCUCAGGGAUGAGGAUCUUGGUGUCAACAUCCUCUUACGACGGAAGAACGUCUACGACUACGAUGUCCGAGGCAAAAAGGGCCGCGAGCGGAUGUUCCCCUACGUAGCUCCUCGGAGGCGGGGUGACGAGUAUGGUGAAUUCAUCAGACCCGAGGAAUAUCUUCGGGCGGAAGAGCGCGAAGAAGCUGAUAUGCAGCAACGUCGGACCGACUCCCAGAUGAAAUUAGGGCAAAAGCGAAGGUGGGACGAAAGCGGACCGAAUGGACGCAGGCUGUCCAGCAGCGGUGGCAAGCGCCACCAAGGACAGGGCGAUGCUUCGAAGAAGGAUAUCAGCACAGCGGAUGACAUGAGCGUUUUGAAUGACGGCGAGGGCGCUGAUGCUGCUGCCUCUUCCGACGAUGAGCCAGAAGGUCAGGCGUUCGAAGGGCCGGCCAAGGUAUUCUUCGAGAAGGCAAGCCUGACCAUCAACGCGCGCCUCGCGUUUGUGGACUUCACCGGUCUGCAUGACAAGCGCAGCCUGGAGAUGCUCAUCCCACUGAUUCAACCCCGAAAGCUGAUCCUUGUCGGAGGCAUGAAACAGGAGACGACGGCCCUGGCCGACGAAUGCCAGAAGCUUCUUGCAGCCAAGGUCGACGUCGACGUCCCCGCAUCCGCGGAUUCAGCGGUGAUUUUCACCCCGGUCAACGGAGAGACAGUCGACGCCAGCGUUGACACGAAUGCUUGGAUGGUCAAGCUGAGCAACCACCUGUUCCGACGCUUGAAGUGGCAGCAUGUGCGCAGCCUGGGCGUCGUCACACUGACGGGACAGGUUCGGGGCCCUGAGUCUCUGCCUCAGCCCGCAACACCCGAACAGGAUCAAGAGGGCCCGCACAAGAAGCAGAAGGUGUUGCUGCAGGAGGAGACGAACCCUGCCACGGAUUCUGAAGCCGAGUCGACAAAGCAGCAGCAGCUACCGCCACCACCGACCGACAAAUCCGAUCUCUACCCCUUGCUUGAUGUUCUGCCGGCCAACAUGGCGGCAGGAACGCGAUCCAUGACCCGGCCUCUCCACGUGGGCGACCUCCGUCUGGCGGACUUGCGAAAGCUCAUGCAGGGGGCCGGUCACACGGCGGAGUUCAGGGGUGAGGGAACGCUGUUGAUCGAUGGGAUGGUGGCCGUGCGCAAGUCGGCGACGGGCCGGAUCGAAAUCGAGGCAUCGGCGCAGUCAGCAGCGAUGGUCCCCGGGCAUAAAGGGGCGGGUAGUUUCCUGGCCGUGAAGCAGAAGAUCUAUGAGGGAUUGGCGGUGGUCUCGGGGAGUUGAUUGAUAUUUCCGGACGGGAUGCGAAUCUGUACAAUCUGAUGGAUGUGUGUGUAUCUGUGCAGGACGAGCUUUGAUCUAAUCUAUCACGAGAGUUGGGGAGUGCUCGG